CCUGCAGCCAAUUGUAUAAACAGUGGUUUAAAUUUACUGUGGUAAUUUGAUUACCGCAGUAAUUUGCAUGGUUAGGUUACCGCCGUUUAUUUUCAUUUGUAUAAACGAUGGUUACUGCGCGGUUACCUAACCAUUGAAAUUUGUCAACUUACCGCAGUAAAAUUACCAACAAUGCAAUACCGGUACUUAACAUGACGUCAUUUUCGCGCAAAUUGUCAAUUUGACAGCCGACGUUUUUGCAAAAUGGAAAAUGUCAACAAAAGAGCGAAAGCUUUUAACGAGUGCGAAAUCGAAGUAAUGACAGAUUUCAUGAAAUUGAAUAUUCACAAACUUAGAAUGAAUCAUGGCUCGGGCGGUCCGGGCAUGGUUGCUCGAGUCCGUGAGAUUUGGGACGAACUUUUAGCUGGUGUAAACGCAUGCGGAAACGGACCGAGGACACUACAACAAAUCAAGGAAAAGUGGAGGAACAUGACCAAAAACGCUAAAGCCGACGUUUCAAAGGAGCGAAACCAUGCUGCCGCUACGGGGGGAGGUCCGCCAUUGACUGAAAUGUCGCAGACCUCGCAGGCGGUGGCGAGUCUGUUUGCCCACUCGGCAUCGUUUCAUGGCGUCGUGGACGACGCAGAUACCGUCAUCGCGGUUACUCCUCCAUCGCCGGGGUUCCUGGGCCUGCCCAUAAUGGAGUUAUUAACCGCCAUGGACAUCCCGGAUCCCUUCGGUGUGGCGGAAACCUUUCAAGACAAUACGCCGAGAUGCCCGAGAAGCAAGGAAAACUCAAGCGCAACAUCUGUUCCAUCAGCCUCAACCUCAACCCCACUGCCCAGUGACAGUAGCAGAAAGAGGACUCUCAAAGAUGCCCAGUUAGAGGCCCUGGAAAGCCAGGCAGAGAUGAGUCGGGAGGGGGCAGCAUGUUACCGAAAAGUUGCACGACUUGCAGAGCUAUUGAUAGAACGCCUUGAAAAACAAUGAAAACAUUUAUUAUUUUUGUUAAUGUUAUUUUACUGUUAAAUCUUUUUGUUUGAUAGUUUGAUUUGUUAAUAACAACAACAGUUAAUACAAUUAUAAUUUAUUUUACUGCAUAUGUUCAUGCAUUUUCACCAUUUUAAUUGCAAUAAAUAUUUCAUUUUCCUA
Molecule: messenger RNA, 1131 nt
Organism: Dreissena polymorpha
Lineage: Eukaryota; Metazoa; Mollusca; Bivalvia; Myida; Dreissenidae
Exons: 6
Coding region: 244-969 (241 amino acids)
Cellular component (GO): nucleus
Source: RefSeq, a predicted model, not a curated record